UCAUCGUCACUCUCCUCUUCUCUACUCUAUCUCACCCACCUACCUCUUCUUCUCUCACCUACCCCUCUCUCUCUCUCUGUCUCUAAAACCCAUUUCGGUCAGGUUUAGUUUACAUCAACUGCUUCCGCGAUUGAAGCAAAGACUUCAACUUUAAUCGGGAGAGCCAGUUAUCGGUGCAUGGAGUGACGGACUACCGGCUCCCAUUAUCUUCUACGGAGAUGAAUCUGUGGAUGGACGAUAACACCUCUGUAAUGGAGGCCUUUAUGAGCACCAACGAUCUUAUUGCGUUGUGGCCUCCUCCUCAAUCGUCUGCCUCGGCUUCCACCACUCCAGCCGCCACCGCUUCUGCUCUUCCGGAGGCAUCGAAAUCGUCGUCUCUGACUCACUCUCAGCCUUCUGUCAAUUUCAAUCAGGAAACCCUCCAGCAGCGUCUCCAAGCUCUGAUUGAGGGGGCCUCGGAGUGCUGGACAUACGCAAUCUUUUGGCAAUCUUCAUAUGAUUACUCCGGAUCGUCGGUUCUCGGUUGGGGCGACGGGUACUACAAAGGUGAGGAAGAUAAAGGCAAAUCAAAGCUCAGGAACGCCGUCUCUUCUGUUGAUGAGCAGGAGCACCGUAAGAGGGUCCUCCGUGAGCUCAAUUCGUUGAUUUCUGGUGUCGCUGAUGAUGCCGUCGAUGAAGAGGUGACUGAUACUGAGUGGUUCUUCUUAGUAUCGAUGACUCAGUCGUUCCUUAACGGAGGUGGGUUACCUGGUCAGGCCUUAUUUAAUUCCAGUCCGGUUUGGGUGGUUGGUCCUGACCGGCUUUCCACUUCUACCUGCGAACGGGCACGGCAGGGUCAGGUUUUCGGGUUGCAGACCAUAGUCUGCAUACCGUCGUCAAAUGGGGUGGUGGAAUUAGGUUCCACUGAAUUGAUUUACCAGAGCUCAGAUCUGAUGAACAAAGUGAGGGUUUUGUUUAAUUUCAAUAAUGGUGGUGGCGAUGGGGCUUCGUGGACCGUGGGUGCGAACCCGGAUCAGGGCGAGAACGACCCGUCUUCGCUGUGGCUGAGCGAUCCGUCGCUGAAUGGAAUAGAUAGUAGUACAAUCCCAACAUCUGGUGUCACUGCUAACGCGACCAAUAGCAGCAGCCACGCCAACGACAACAAUAGUAAUCCCCACAUGUCGAAAGGGUUUCAAAUUGAGAAUCCCAGUUCGAGUAGUUUGAAUGAGAACCCCAGUGAGAAUGGAGUUCAUAUCCCGAAUCAUCUUCGUCAGCAGCAGGAGGACCAACAAAACUACUUUGGCAGAGAACUGAAUUUCUCUGAGUAUGGUGGAUAUGAUGCCAUUAAUGGAAGGAAAGGGAGCUUGUUGAAGCCGGAAUCUGGGGAAAUAUUGAAUUUUGGGGAGAGUAAGAGGACUGCUACCAAUGGAAAUGGGAAUUUGUUUACCGGCAAUUCCCAAUUUCUAACAGAGGAUAUGAAUAAGAAGAGAUCACCCACUUCAAGGGGUAGCAAUGAUGAAGGGAUGCUCUCAUUCACUUCAGGUGUGAUUUUACCUUCCUCUGGUAUGGUGAAAUCAAGUCGUGGAGGUGGGGAUUCUGAUCACUCGGAUCUUGAAGCUUCUGUGAUUAAGGAUGUUGAUAGCAGCCGAGUUGUUGUUCCGGAGAAGAAGCCACGAAAACGGGGAAGGAAGCCUGCAAAUGGAAGAGAAGAGCCAUUGAAUCAUGUUGAAGCAGAGAGGCAGAGAAGGGAGAAGCUUAACCAGAGGUUCUAUGCCCUACGUGCUGUGGUUCCUAAUGUGUCCAAGAUGGACAAGGCAUCACUCCUAGGCGAUGCAAUUUCAUAUAUCAACGAGCUUCGAUCGAAGCUUCAAACUGUGGAGUCGGAUAGGGAGGACUUGCAGAAGGAGCUUGAAGCAAUGAAGAACGAAUUAUCCAUCAAAGAUUCUCGUCCUGCAUCGGCAUCUUUGGAUGAUCCUAAGCUGCUGGAUAAUAAUGAUAAUAUGAUAGAGUUGGAUGUCGAUGUGAAGAUAAUCGGUUGGGACGCGAUGAUUAGAAUCCAAUGCAGCAAAAGGAACCAUCCAGCAGCACGACUAAUGGCAGCUUUGAAGGAAUUAGAUCUUGAUGUGCAUCAUGCAAGUGUGUCGGUCGUGAACGAUUUGAUGAUCCAGCAGGCCACAGUGAAGAUGGGAAGUAGGUUUUACACACGGGAGCAGCUCAGGGUAGCCUUACAAUCCAGGGUUGGAGAUGCUGGAUAGGACAUUGAACAUAUUGAAGUCAAAUAAUAUGCAAUCCGGGAUGGACAUUAAUGGGGUAGGAUUGGGGAUAUUUUAAGACUUCUGGUCUGUAUAAUACUGUUCUUGUUGUUCUUGGGUAGUUAUUUUUAGUCGUUUCUGAGCUCGAGUUCAUUUAGAUUGAGGAGCUGAACUAAGAGGGGAGAUAGGUUGGAUAGUUCAAGACAUCCCAAUAACAUUAUUAGGCUCUCAUCUGGCUAUAAGAUUUUUGUAUUGGUUAUCCUUCUGUUGUGUAUAUAUUUGUCACUAAACUUGAAGCUCAUCAAUGUUUCAUGUCUGUGAGCUGUUAUCCUGCUUCACUGUUUCUUUUCUCGAGAUCUUCGGUUGUAUCAUUGCCUUGUUUAAUUUAAACAAGAAGGUGAAAAGAAUCUCAUUAAUCUGAUGUUCUUCUUACCUCCUA
This is a messenger RNA of Tripterygium wilfordii, 2670 nucleotides long. Its product is annotated as transcription factor MYC2-like. NCBI's taxonomy places the organism in Eukaryota, Viridiplantae, Streptophyta, Magnoliopsida, Celastrales, Celastraceae. Gene Ontology annotation, cellular component: nucleus. The record is from RefSeq and is a predicted model, not a curated record. The transcript has a single exon. Gene Ontology annotation, biological process: regulation of DNA-templated transcription. Gene Ontology annotation, molecular function: protein dimerization activity; transcription cis-regulatory region binding; DNA-binding transcription factor activity. Bases 219 to 2234 code for a protein of 671 amino acids.